ACGCUGCCCCGCCGUUCUCAGAUCUUCCUCCGUUGGAUUGCACACCGCAGAAAGGGAAUUUCUAGGGUUUAGGCAGCGAGCGUGGUGGGGAAGGCGAUGGCUGCGGCGGGCGACGAGUCGGCGGCUGCGGCUGCAGCGGCGGCGGCCGCGGGGGAGGACUCCAAGGAUCUGCAGCAGCAGAGCAAGGCGCUGGACAAGCUCACCGACCGCGUCGAGGAUCGCCAGCUCGACUCCUCCCGCGUCCAAUCCGCAAUGGCAGCUCUUGCCUCUUCUAAAGAGGCUGACUGGAAUGCCAUGAGAUUGAGGGAGAAAGAAUUAGCUGCUGUCAAGAUCAACCCAGCUGAUGUUGAAAUUAUUGCUAACGAGCUUGAGUUGGACAAGAAGAUCGCAGAGAGAACACUCCGGGAGCACAAAGGCGAUGCUGUAGCUGCAGUUCGGUUCCUGCUUCGCUGAUUCUGAAACAUUUGCCCUUUGAUCCAUACACCAUGCGAAGCAGCUGUAGUUUGUUAUUGCUGUUUAGAAUUUCUCUAUCCACAAUGAAAUGGUCAUAUUUGGCAUCCAUGUACAACUUCUCUUUCCAUGAUGCUGCGAACUGGUUUCUGUUUUGCUCUUGUAAAACCUAAAGGUUCACUCUUCACCGAGGAGUUAUUGUUCAUCCGAGGUCUUUUUGUUCCUACCCAAGAUAUUCUGUUCGUUUGGAUAACCUAACCUCACGCUCUGAACAACUGGAUUACUGGAAUGAAUAUGAAGCAGAAAGAA
This is a messenger RNA of Oryza brachyantha (malo sina), 759 nucleotides long. RefSeq names its product huntingtin-interacting protein K. The transcript has 4 exons. Gene Ontology annotation, biological process: negative regulation of apoptotic process; protein stabilization. The record is from RefSeq and is a predicted model, not a curated record. NCBI's taxonomy places the organism in Eukaryota, Viridiplantae, Streptophyta, Magnoliopsida, Poales, Poaceae. Bases 97 to 453 code for a protein of 118 amino acids.